Pseudopipra pipra is the source of this 3483-nucleotide messenger RNA. RefSeq names its product B-cell differentiation antigen CD72-like. Lineage: Eukaryota; Metazoa; Chordata; Aves; Passeriformes; Pipridae. Gene Ontology annotation, molecular function: transmembrane signaling receptor activity. Gene Ontology annotation, cellular component: plasma membrane. The record is from RefSeq and is a predicted model, not a curated record. Bases 948 to 1964 code for a protein of 338 amino acids. The transcript has 7 exons.
GUGAACUGUCUAAUCUGUGCCUUUUUAUAUGUUGAGUUACGGAAAGGGAUGAUACGGAAUACUUCCUUAGAUUUCUGACCCCGUUGCUAAGGAAGGCCUAAAAAAUCCACAAAACCAACCCACUACAGCCUUGUAACACCGUGCUCCAACAGCACCACUGUGCACCUCCAGUCCUGUUCCAGGGACUGGCUGCAUCCAGAUGUGCCCAACUGGCCCCCAACUCAGUGUCCAUUUUGAAACCUGUCUUUCUCUGGAUGAAGUUCAGUAGAGAUCUCUGAGAUGCUGAGAGGCUGGAGGGACAAAGAAGGAGGUUCUGUGGGUUCUGGGGUUGUGGUCUUAGGCAGGGAAGGCAAGGUGGAUGUCAUUGCUCUAUGCAACUGCCUGGGAGAGGUUUGGAGCAAUGCCAAAGCUUACUUCUUCUAGGAGGGGAACAGGAACAGGAUGAGAGUCAGUGGCACACGCUACAUAGUGGGGAAAUUCCCAUUCUCAGAGGCUGGGAGAGAAAAUCUGAAUCUGUGAAGACCUCCAGCCCUCCACAGAGCUGUCCACAGGGCAAUGUGCUCCUGUGUUGAGGAUUUCCCUGCUCCCCCCUUGCUCUCCCCUGACCCAAGGAUUUGGGUCCUUGCUCUACCACAGCCGUGACCUCAGGCUGUGCUGCCCUGGCCCUGCUGUGUGCCCAGGGGGACCACAAGGACUUCUGGAGCGUGGGAGGGGAGGGGCUGAUAUUUCUGGGACCAAUGAGAGGGUGCUGAUACCUGCGGCUGUGCUUCAGUGGUCCCAUCUGCUACAACGCAGAGCAAACUUCUGCUUCUGCAGAUGCUGGCUGCACUUCUCCUUUGCACCUCCGAGACACAGUGCAAUCACCAGGAGCAGGACCAUCCCAGAAAGGCACCCCAAGGGCAGAGUGGGAGCCUGAACAGCUCAGGGCUUGCCCAGCACUUGCCCACAUGGCCCAGAGCAUGGUUUAUGCUGACCUGAGGUUUGCCAAAGUGAUGGGAGGCCGGAGCAUGGCCAGCCAGGCACUGGAGGCAGCCCUUGGCAUGGAUGAGGCAGAGAGCCCCCAUGAGAACACGCAGCCGGUGCCGGCAGGGCAGGACGGGGACGGGGCCCAGCCCAACCCAGGCCACUGGUCCCGGCGGUGGUGCAUCCCAGUGGGGAUGCUGACAAUCUGCCUGCUGCUGGUGGCCACUGUGGCCCUGGGGGCUUGCUACUGGCAGGUCACCCACACCCUGCAGGACGCCUCCCGCGACCACGCAGCCGAGCAGGGCCGCCUGUCACAGGAGCUGAGCACUCAGGAGCAGAGCCUGGAGCAGGCACGGGUGGAGCUGGCGUGGGCCAGAGAGGAGCUGCAGCGAGCGUGGCACGAGGGCAACAUCAGCCAGCUGGAGCUGGAUAGAAUGAGCGCCGAGCUGGGGCACGUCAGGGGGGUCCUGGGCAAGACGGAGAAGGAGAUGCAGGAGGUGCAGGGGAAGCUCAACAACAGCGAGAGCACUGUGGCUGUCCUGCGCUCCUGCACAGCUAUAGAUUGCUGCCCCUCCGGCUGGCUGCUGUACAGGGGCAAGUGCCUCUUCAUCUCCUCGGAAAAGAAGACAUGGGAGGACAGCAGAGAUGAGUGUGAGAGAACAUAUUCUCAGCUCCUGAUCACCAAAUCCUGGACUCGCUGGACUGUGCCGACCUUCCUGAAGAAUGCAGAUGUCCCAUAUUGGAUAGGACUGCAGAAGAGCGGCUUCCCCUGGUAUGACUAUGGCUGGCUGGAGGAAGAGGACCCAGAUGGCGAGGGGCUCUCCGAUGCCUGGUUCUGGGUGGAUGGCUCCCUUUAUGAAAGGCCAUGGCAGUCAAAGUCGAAUGGGUCGUGUGCCAUAAUAAGCCGUGGAAACAUCAAACCUGCCCAGUGCACCGGCCCCCAUGACCUGCACUUCUGGAUCUGUGAGAAGGCAGCGGGGCCAAGCUCCCCUUUCAAAUGAUGAUGGCUUCUGGCUCCAGUAUUGCUGUGGUGAGUGUGCCCACAGCAGGUUCUGCUGAGCCUGGGGUGUAUGGGGCCUGUGGGGUAUGCAUGGAGGAAAGCAGGGAGCCUGUGCCACUGCCUGGGGCAUGUUGACCCCGCCCCUUGGAGCCUGCCUCCGUCCCUUCACUGCCAUAGAAGGCCCUGGUCUGUGGUAGUUCUAGAGGACUCCCUGAAGCUGUGGCUCAGCAAAGGGGCAAAAUGGGGGAAAACCCUUUCCAAGAUGCCUUUCCAGCCCUGUUGCAUGUCUUGGAGGCUGGGUGACAUCUCACCCUCACCCUCCUCCGCCUUCCCUUGCAGCACCUGCACCCUGCACUGCCUCUGCUCCAGCCUUGCUACGUUCCUGCCUGGGAUGUUCCAUCCAUUCAGGCAAACUACUUCCCCCUACAGACUGCUGCCCCCCCCCCCGGCUGCCCAGGUCCUUCUCAGGGAUGCCCAGUAAUGCUUGGGUAUCACAUAGGCAGCAGUGGCUGUUUGCCCCCCAGCUGAUGUGCUUCAGCAGAGCAGUGUGGGCACCACAGCCCAGCCCCACACCUGCAUGGGACACCCUGGGUCUUCAUGGCACAGAGUCUGGUGGGCAAUGGGGAGCCUGGACCAGGACACAGUGGAGUAAGCCCUGAUACUCAACGCUGCAGCCAUGCCACAUCCCCAGAGCUGAGUGAGGUGUGGUGUUGGCAUGCAAGGAGCAGGAGUCAGGGGCGUCACAGCUCCACGCCCAGCCAGUCCCUUCCCCGCAACAGGCAUUUGCUACCGGACCCCAUCGAAGGAGCAGCUUGGCUACAGCUUUCAGGCGACCCCGCACUCAAAAGGCUCAGCAAAGCCUCAGUGCCCAAGGAGCGAAGCUGAGCAUGAACUGGCCGGCGCCUGCGCUGGCGUUUGGGGAUUUUUUUUGCUGAUUAGAAAUUAGAGCAGUGACCUUUAGGGUUGUAUGGUGUGAUUGUGUGUUUCAAAGCAAAAGCAACUCAGGCACUUGCAGCAGACUGAUGCUUUCCGAGACAACUCAUCAGGACUUUAAAUAGUUACUACACACGUGCACAUGUGAAGAUUAAGCAAAGUAGCCCUGAUGUAAUGCUGCAGCCAGGUGAGAGCAGAGGAAGUCCUGUUCAAUCAGGCGAAAAUGCUCUCAGUUUACAGUGGGGCCAUAUAUAGUUGAUUAAUUCUGUGUUAAUUAGCUUGCUUGAAGAGCAAAAGGGUGUUAAAGACAGGCUUUUUGGAGGUGUCUGCUGGCUGAACCCACUCUGUAGCAAUAAAGAGACAUAGUUCAUCUGCUCUUUGCUUUCUUGUGUACCACCAAAAACAGGGACUCAAGGGAAUGAACUCAAAGAACUUAAAUAAUAAAUGGGAAUUUGACCGAAGCCAUUUCAACCGAGACAGGCACAUAAGGGACACUGAGAUCUGGGGCUAAGCCAGGCUGGCCUGCAGUCCCCGAGGAGUUGCCCUGAAGCCCCAGGCAAGCCUGUGCAACCUUUUGGGACUGGGAC